ACUGGAAGAAUCACUAAUAAUAAAAGGAAAUAAUAUUCGUAUGAUGAAAUGUACAUAUUAAUCUUCUGAUCAUGUGGACUGGAUUCCUCUGUUGUUUAUCGAAGUAAUUGAAUUGAUUAACACGGAAAUCAGUUUUUCUAAAAUAUACAUCACGCAAAUACAUUUCAAAAUAAGGUACACACUAUUUAAAUAUGUUACUCUAUGCAUUUUAAGCGUUAAAUACAUUUUAUAAGCAUACGCUGAUUUAUAAAAUAAAUGUAUCUAUACGUUUUGAUGUCAUUUUAUUUGACUAUACGUCUAUAUUACAUUAACCAAGGUAAGAACUAAACAAAGUGCUUUAUUAUUGAAAAGUACAUCGAUAAUUACAAGAACCGAAGAUACAAGAAAUGCCGCCAAUUAAUUAUUGUAGCUUACUAUUUUAGGAAUGAAUCACCUUGAGAUAAUAAUACAUACAAAGCAGAAGACAGAUAUCUUGUUCUAAUGUUCAAUAAACCAAGAUUGGUUUUUUCGCAAAUCUAUACCAGUAAAAAGAAUUCAAUACCCGAAGUUUUUGUGCGCGUACGUCAUUUUCAAAGAUAUUUGUCGAAAUUUAACAUAGGUAACAACAAAAGUUUUUCACGUGACUCGUAAAUUUACCAACACCGAUACAUCAUUUCUGUGAUUAGUUUUUAAAUUAAACGCAAUUGACACAUGCGUGUAUAUCGAUAAAAGGAAAAUAAUUUUGAAGUAGUUGAAAUGAACGAUUACAAGUGGAACAGGUAUAAAAUGAACAAACAAUCAAAUUCAGCUAAGGAAAGAAGAAGAACCACAUCUAGAUCUGUAACAAAACCUUAUGAAACAGAAGAGGAAGCUACAAUUAGAAGAUUACAUGAUGCACAAAGAAUGGCAAGAUUCAGAGCUAGGAAGAGGAAAGCUUUAGAAACCAAGGCACUUGAAACAGGAAAUGAGUUUUCUCAAAUCUCUGAAUUGAAGAGAAGCAUUACAUUUAAAAAUGUUGAUUCUAUUAUUACUGUACCUAACAUUACACAAUUUCAAAGUAAUUUUUGUACAGGGAAUCCAUCUUCCCAACAAAGUAAAUAUUCUGAAUUAUUAAAGGUCAUCCAAGAACUAGGAAAAGAUAUUAGAUUAACAUAUGCUGGUAGUAAAAUUUCAGCAGAAAGAAUGAAGAUAGGUAUCAUAAAAGCUAGAAUACUGAUAAAAGAAUGUUUGUUGGAAACAGAAAUGAACUCACGGUAAUAGCACACAAUUUAUAAUUAUAAAUUAUAUUCUAUUUGUUAGAAGAUCCUUAAUAGUUAACUUGUUUUUAUGAUUACAUGAUAUAUUUCAAUAUAACAAUAAAAUUCUAAUUAUCAAUGA
Molecule: messenger RNA, 1356 nt
Organism: Osmia bicornis bicornis
Lineage: Eukaryota; Metazoa; Arthropoda; Insecta; Hymenoptera; Megachilidae
Product: cyclin-dependent kinase 2-associated protein 1-like
Exons: 2
Coding region: 736-1236 (166 amino acids)
Cellular component (GO): nucleus; cytoplasm
Source: RefSeq, a predicted model, not a curated record